This is a messenger RNA of Closterium sp. Yama58-4, 4302 nucleotides long. The record is from the annotation of a GenBank genome assembly. NCBI's taxonomy places the organism in Eukaryota, Viridiplantae, Streptophyta, Zygnematophyceae, Desmidiales, Closteriaceae.
AUGCCGCUAGACUCUGAUUUAAAGCCGGUUACUACGUCAGCGGCUACCGCGACGGUCAGAUCGUUGGUGGAUACGCGAUGGAUGGACGAGAGGAGUGCAGAUCGGUUGCGGUACCCGGGCAGGAAGCGCGUGCUGGGGUUCGUCGGCGUUCACACUGGUUUCGGCAACGGCAGGAGGCGCAGGCUGCUCCGCGACACGUGGUUCCCCGGCACUCCCGAGGAGCACGUGCGGUACGGCAUUUUGGUUGAGGAGGGCGGGGGGGAGAGAGGGAAGAGGGGGGGAAGGGAAAAGCGGGGGAAGGUGGGGGAGCAUGGGGUGGGGGCGAGGGGUAUGAGGCUAUGCAGACGACGACAUCUACCUCAUACCAAGUACGCCCAUCUUACCUCCUACCAGACCGCCUCUCUGAUCGCCAAGCCAAGACAGUCCCUUCGAACCUACAUUGGGUGCAUGAAGAAGGGUGCAGUGGGCACUAGCCCUAAUGUAAAGUGGUUUGAGCGCAAGUCGUGGUUGUUGGGAUCACGCUAUUUCCUGCAUGCCUUUGGUGCCAUCUAUGCCCUCUCCUACGACGUCGUCAGCACUCUCAACGCCAUCCCCGAGGACGGGCUGAGCGUGUUCACAAAUGAGGACGUGUCAGUGGGAGCAUGGAUGCUCGCCUUUGAUGUGGUGCAUGAGAAAACCACGGCUCUCUGUGAGAAGGACUGCACGCGCCAUGCUGUUGCUCUCUGGGAGCCAAUUUGUGCCGGCCUCUGCCGACCUUAUUCGCAGAUGAGGAAGCUACAUCGGAACUCCUCCCGGUGCUCCAGAUACAGCUGCCUCGCUCCCGCGGCAUGGACGGCGAUCGAAUCCGAUUCGUUGGAAGACUUAAAGCCCAUUGGCGGAGUUGCGGCGACCUACGCGAUCGGACCGUUGGCGAGUCUGCGAGGGAGCAUGGACGACUCGGCGGCGGACCUGGGGGGGAUGGAAGAAGCGGAAGCGCCGCGAGGGAUGGACGAGGCGGAAGCGCGCGGAUUGGAAGAGGCGGAACCGUCGGGGGGGAUGCAAGAAGCGGAACCGCCGCGAGGGAUGGACGAGGCGGAACUGCCGCGAGGGAUGGUCGACACCGAGAGGGGUGCAGAUCGGUUGCGGUACCCGCGCAGGAAGCGCGUGGUGGGCUUCGUCGGGGUGUUCACCGAUUUCUCCAGCCGCGAGAGGCGCGCGCUGCUUCGCGAGACGUGGUUCCCCGGCACACCCGACGAGCACACGCGGUAUGUCAUUCGGGACAUGGCGUGGGGACAUGGCGUGGGGACAUGGCGUGGGGGCAUGGCGUGGGGGCAUGGCGUGGGGGCAUGGCGUGGGGGCAUGGCGUGGGGGCAUGGCGUGGGGGCAUGGCGUGGGGGCAUGGCGUGGGGGCAUGGCGUGGGGGCAUGGCGUGGGGGCAGGGCGUGGGGGCAUGGCGUGGGGGCAUGGCGUGGGGGCAUGGCGUGGGGGCAUGGCGUGGGGGCAUGGCGUGGGGGCAGGGAGCGCGGUGACACGAUGGGAGGUGAUACGAUGGGAGGUGACACGAUAGGAGGUGAUACAACGCGAUGGGAUUGUGCCCUCUCUGCCCCUUCCCCCUGUCCUUCCCCCUGUCCUUCCCCCUGUCCUUCCCCCUCUCCUUCCCCCUGUCCUUCCCCUGUCCUUCCCCCUGUCCUUUCCCCUGUCCUUCCCCCUCCCCUUAAAGCGUAUAUCUCAGCGUGGAAGCAGCAACAGGCCUGGUUCCGCCAGUCGAUCACCGCUGGGCACAGGAGGAGCGUUGUGAAUGAAAUGAGCUGUCUCUGUCCCCCCUCCCCUUCCCUCCUUAGGGGUCGACCACCGGGCACAGGAGGAGGGUGGGUGGAAGCAGCGACAAGGCGGCUGGUGUUUCAGUUGGGCCACGGCAGGAGCGAGGUGAACGAGGAGGAAAGGAGCGUUCUCUCUCUGCCCCUUUUACCCCCAACCCCCCUUUUCCCGCCACCUUGGUGUGUGCCGAGGGUGGAAGCAGCGACAACGCUGGUGUUCCGAUUCCAGGGUAGAAGCAGCGACAAGGCUGAUGGUGUUUCGGUUGGGCAUGGCAGGAACCAGGCUGGUGUUUUGGUUCAGCACGGCAGGAACAAGGCUGGUGUUUUGGUUUGGCACGGCAGGAACAAGGCUGGUGUUUUGGUUCGUCAUCGGGCACACGGGAGCGUGUUGCGACGUGCUUUGGAUGUGAUUUGUGUUCCGGUUGAUAUGGGUGAUGCCCCCUCUGCGCUGCGAUGUGAUGCCCCCUCUGCACCUUUUCCCACCCUUUCCCCCUUCCGCGGUGGAUGCGCUGUGAUAGUGGAAACAGAAACAGGGCUGGUGUUUCGGUUCAUCAUCGGGAAUGGGUGGAGCGAUGGGGACGAGCAGAUGCUGCAGGCGGAGAACAGCACUCACGGGGACUUGCUUGGCGUCGACGUGGAUGAAGCGAACUUUCAUUCCAACCGCAAGGCUCUCGUGUUCUUCACGUCGCUCUUCAAGCUCUAUGAAGCCGACUUCUACGUCAAGGCAGACGACGACAUCUACCUCAUUCCAGAGCGCCUCGCUUCUCUGAUCGCCAGGCCAAGGAAGUCACCUCGAACGUACCUGGGAUGCUUCAAGAAUGGACUCGUGGUUACUAACCCUGACAUGAGCGAGUUUGAGCCGAACUCGCAACUGCUGGGGCCUCAGUAUUUCCUGCAUGCGUACAGCAACAUCUACUCCCUCUCCUACGGCGUGGUCAAGAUUCUCAACGCCGUUCCCAAGGGCAGGCUGAGGAUGUUUGUGAGCGAGGACGUGACGAUGGGAGCAUGGAUGCUCGCAUUCAACGUGACGCAUGAGAGGAGCUGGUCGCUCUGCCAGAAUAUCUGCACGCCCUCUGCUGUGGCUGUCUGGGACAUACCGAUCUUGGUGGGCGGGCGGGACGAAUUCCCCCCCCUGUGUGGUACUCGCCGCUGCUUCAUGCGCCACGUGGUUCCCAUCCACGUGGUUCCCAUCCACGUGGUUCCCAUCCACGUGGUUCCCAUCCACGUGGUUCCCAUCCACGUGGUUCUCAGCCACGUGGUUCCCAUCCACGUGGUUCCCAUCCACGUGGUUCCCAUCCACGUGGUUCCCAUCCACGUGGUUCCCAUUCACGUGGUUCCCAUCCACGUGGUUCCCAUCCACGUGGUUCUCAACCACGUGGUUCCCAUCCACGUGGUUCCCAUCCACGUGGUUCCCAUCCACGUGGUUCCCAUCCACGUGGUUCCCAUCCACGUGGUUCCCAUCCACGUGGUUCCCAUCCACGUGGUUCUCAGCCACGUGGUUCCCAUCCACGUGGUUCCCAUCCACGUGGUUCCCAUCCACGUGGUUCCCAUCCACGUGGUUCCCAUCCACGUGGUUCCCAUCCACGUGGUUCCCAUCCACGUGGUUCCCAUCCACGUGGUUCCCGUCCACGUGGUUCCUCACCACAACUGGCGACCACAAGCGGUGGGCCAUGGGAUAAGACGGCCUGCACCCUUGUCGCCGAUGCGGGUGAAAUCAAUAUUUUUGAUGGUCAGCCCACCGUUCCCAUUGCGCCACCCACGCCAUCUGUUUUGUGCAUCCCUACCCACCUUUCCUCCCCCCUCUCCUCGUCUACUUUCCUUCUUAUGCAAAUUUCCCAGGGUGGAAGCAGCAACGGGGCUGGUGUUUCGCUUCAUCAUCGGGCACGGGAGGAGUGCAGUGGACGAGCAGAUGCUGCAGGUGGAGAACAGAACUCACGGGGAUUUCCUUCGCAUCAAUGUCGAUGAGGCCUAUCUCAAUCUUAACCACAAGACUCUCGUGUACUUCACAUCUCUCUUCAAGCUCUAUGAAGCCGAGUUUUAUGUCAAGGCAGACGACGACAUCUACUUGAGACCAGACCGCCUCUCUUCGCUGAUCGCCAGGCCAAGGAAGUCACCACGAACCUACCUUGGUUGCUUGAAGAAGGGAGCUGUGUUCACUAACCCUAAAAUGAAGUGGUUUGAGCCCAAGUCAUGGCUGGUGGGGUCGGAGUAUUUCCUGCAUGCCUACGGCCCCAUCUACGCCCUCUCCUACGACGUGGUCAACAUUCUCAACUCCAUCCCCAAGGGCAGGCUGAGGAUGUUCUUAAACGAGGAUGUGACUGUGGGAGCAUGGAUGCUGGCCUUUGAUGUGUCGCACGAGAUGAGCUGGCCUCUCUGCCAAAAUAAUUGCACGCCCACCGCUGUGGCUGUUUGGGACAUGCCCACCUGUGCCGGCCUUUGCCACCCUGAUGUGCAGAUGAAGCAGCUACAUCAAAACCCUGCAUGCUCUGGGAAAGAAGCAGUUUAA